Molecule: messenger RNA, 2130 nt
Organism: Brienomyrus brachyistius
Lineage: Eukaryota; Metazoa; Chordata; Actinopteri; Osteoglossiformes; Mormyridae
Gene: igldcp
Product: galectin 17
Exons: 6
Coding region: 117-932 (271 amino acids)
Biological process (GO): immune response; positive regulation of T cell proliferation; T cell costimulation
Cellular component (GO): external side of plasma membrane
Source: RefSeq, a predicted model, not a curated record
CAACAAUCGCAUAAGUUUCGUUUUCUCUGUGACCCGCUACGCUUCCCUUUAUAACAGGGGCACUAUGUAGCUCGUCAGCUUUCCUCUGGAAGAAAAAAGACGCGCAGGAGGGCAUCAUGUCCAGGUUUUUGGUUCUCCACAUUCUGUUCCUCGACUUUUAUGCGAUGAUUGCCUCCUGGUCUGUCCCCAUGUCAGUGUUAGUUCAAGUGGGGGACAUUGCCAUCCUCCCCUGUAACUGGACAACCCAGAGCGGGAUGGCCUGGUUACUCUCUGUAAACAACCCACAUCUUCAGUGGCAGACGCCCGAGGAGACGGUCUUCGAGCUGAAAGGGAGCAUCACUUUCCAAGGCAUCGGGUAUGAAGGCAGAGUGGCGAUUCCCCAGGACAGGCUGUUUGAAGGGGACUGCUCCCUGAAGCUGAGGGAGGCGAGGUUCUCGGACGCUGGACUCUAUGAGAGCUUCCUCAUAACCGGACACAAGAGGAGGAUGACGAGGAGUUUCAUAAAAAGUGUGCAGCUGACAGUCACAGACCAUAAGUCCAUUCAGACUCUGCUAGUUGGACAGGACUUCUCCCUCAGCCUCUAUACCUCGCAGGCGUCCACCGUGAUUUUCCAGGCAUCCCAGGAUCAAGAGGAAGCCACCAAGUGGGAGAGGGGCAAUGCUCAGGGCAGCGAGUGGCGCUUGGAGGACGGUGACAGGAAGUUGAUCCUCCCACGACUGAAGCGGAGUGAUACGGGAAUGUACAAGGUUCUGGAUGCUGAGGGUUUGGCCAUUAGCACCACACAGCUCAUCGUACAAGAGCCUGGUCCCGAUGAAACUGAAGUGAGAGAUGCUGACAGGGAUGUUUUCUCCAAAGGCUUCAUGGUGACAUUCAGCACCUCUCUGGUGUCUCUGCUCGCCUCCAGCUCUGUAUUUCUUCGUCUUGUUUUGUAACAUUGUUCCUUUUCCAUAAGUGUUGUUUACGCUGCUCUGGGUUUGUUUCCUGCUCGAACCUCAUGUGAUACCUGUAGCAGUGCUCAGUAUGCAACAUGGUUGAGUGCGAUGCUUUAUGCUAUUAUUACUAUAUAUCAAGUCCAAUGUGUCUAUUCUGUGAUAAACACCCAGUAUGUGUCAAAAUAACCAACAAAUCUUAACCAUCUGAAACGUUUUUGUAAACACAUUAACUCAAUAAAAUUUUAUUUUGUGCACAAUGGGCUUGUGAUCCUACACUGACUGGAUGGAAACACAAUGCAAUACCCUUAAUUACAUAUGUAAUAUUAUUUGAUGAUUUGCUGAAAUGUAAGCAUCCCAGAGCACAGAGCUUCACUUCUCACCGUGUUCCUGCCUGAAACGCACACCCAUGUGUAAGUUUGAACAUCUCUCUCUCUCUCUCUCUCUCUCUCCAUUGCACAAGACGUUUUCUUGUGUAAAACAAAAAACAUGUCAUUAGAAAAAGCUUUUGACAUUUCUGGCUUUUCUCCCCUGUGUCAGAAAGUUAACAUUGCAAUGGAGAAAUUACAAUAAUAAAUUUUCAGGAAUGUUAUUUUCAUAUCUAAAUGGGCGUUCGUGUUUUUGUGACUGAUUCCACGAGAGGCCACCAAUGGGCUCUCAUAGCGUAUUUUGCGAUUCAUCGCGGUCUUCGAUAACAGGGUCAUCAGUAGCUGGAAUUAGAUUUCGUACUGAAAGCAUUAAAUCUCUGUUAACUAUGGGGACUUUAAACUCUUCUGUGUGUGAUGUGUAAAAUCAGAGCAGGUUACUUUGAUGGCAUUCUCUACGUAACAAAUGUCAAUGACAAAUAUGACCAAAUUCAUUUAUACUGCUUUGUCUUAAUGUCUUAUGUUCAUGCCGGUAUGGAAUAUUAUUUGGAGCAUUAUGUAACAUAGAAUAUAAGCAUUAUGAUAUUAUUAAAAAGUAUGGCAAAUAUCCAUGAUGUAAUUAGUACAAUGUAAACAUUAUAAUGUAAUCAACUCAAUGUAAUCAAUUGAGUAGCUACUUUAUGUUUGUGCUGUAUGUAUGAAUAUCCACUUUUAUUAGUGUUAUACCUUAUCACUAUAACUAAUAUACUAAUAUAAUAUUAACCCUCUAAGUCAAUGUGCAACAGGCUAAAGCUGCCAAGGUUUACUACAGAAGAAAGGGAUUCGCCUGAGUUCAC